UACAGACAUCAGCAGCAGCAAGCAAAAGAUGCUGAGUACAAGCAUCAGCAGCAGCAAGCCAAAGAUGCUGAAAACAGACGCAUCCAGCAGCAGCAAGCCAAGGAUGCCGAGAAUAGACGUAUCCAGCAGCAGCAAGCAAAAGAUGCUGAGUACAAGCAUCAGCAACAGCAAGCCAAAGACGCGGAGGACAGGCGUGUCCAGCAGCAGCAAGCAAAAGAUGCUGAGGACAGGCGUAUCCAGCAGCAGCAAGCCAAGGAUGCUGAGUACAAGCAUCAGCAGCAGCAAGCCAAAGAUGCUGAGAACAGACGUAUCCAGCAACAGCAAGCCAAGGAUGCCGAGAAUAGACGUAUCCAGCAGCAGCAAACCAAGGAUGCUGAGUACAAGCAUCAGCAACAGCAAGCCAAGGAUGCUGAAAACAGACGCAUCCAGCAGCAGCAGGCCAAGAAUGCUGAUCAGAAACAGCGUGAACAGCAG
This is a messenger RNA of Colletotrichum navitas, 474 nucleotides long. RefSeq lists its product as uncharacterized. NCBI's taxonomy places the organism in Eukaryota, Fungi, Ascomycota, Sordariomycetes, Glomerellales, Glomerellaceae. The annotation marks the transcript as partial. The record is from RefSeq and is a predicted model, not a curated record. The transcript has a single exon.